Bombina bombina (fire-bellied toad) is the source of this 1301-nucleotide messenger RNA. Its product is annotated as putative N-acetyltransferase 8B. Lineage: Eukaryota; Metazoa; Chordata; Amphibia; Anura; Bombinatoridae. The coding region runs from base 82 to 747 and encodes 221 amino acids. The transcript has 2 exons. The record is from RefSeq and is a predicted model, not a curated record. Gene Ontology annotation, molecular function: N-acetyltransferase activity.
CCUCCCUCUCUCUAUUACACUCACAUUUCCCCUGCCCUGCUGUGCCCUCUCAUAUCCUGCUUUCUAGAACCCCAAAGGAACAUGUCUGAUUACCAUAUUCGUCUGUACAAGAACUCAGACUAUGAGGUGGCAAGGGACCUUUUUGCUCAGGGUCUUCUGGAAAACACCCGGGAAGCCUUUGAUCAUGCUCUCAGACUUCCUCGUGUAUGGAUUUGUAUGUUUCUUGUGUUUCUGAUUCCUCUCUUGACCACUCAAUCUAUUCCUCUUUCCAUCUUGUGUGUGACCUUGGCACUGGCUCUUCUCUGGCUGUGCACCAGAGACCUUUACAGUUCAUAUAUCCAGUAUUGCCUGUCUGAUGACAUGAAGAACAUUCCCAAGUACUACCUGGAGAGAGACGGUUAUUGCUUCUGGGUGGCUGAAUCAUCUGGUCAGCCAGUGGGAAUAGUGGCUGCUGUUCCCUCACCCCUUGCAGAUCAGUAUGUGGAACUGAAGAGAUUAUCUGUAGCCGAGAGUCACAGAGGCAAAGGAGUUGCAACUGCUUUGUGUAGGACACUUAUUGACUUUGCCCGAGACAGGGGAUGUGAGGCUGUGGUCCUGGAUACAACUUUAGCUCAGCUAGCUGCUCAGCGGCUUUAUGAGAAAAUGGGAUUCAAGUUCAUUCAUACUUUUUAUUACCCAAAAAUUACAGCAAAACUUACAGAUUUCAGGUUCCUCACUUACCAAUAUGAUCUACCAAGACCAAGAUAAUAUUUUUCAUGCACUACUUUUCACUUGUAGGGCGACUAAUGAACAGGAUUUUGUUCUGUUUAAUUUCUAACCUCACCAUUUCUUCCUCUGUGACCUCCUUUGUUUUAUUGUUUAUUAAAUUAAUAUUUCUCUCUAUUUCUUAUUUUUGUUGUGGAAAUAGGUUUAGAAAUUGUGGAAAAAUAAAUAUAAAAAUUUAAGGAAAAUGCUCAGUUUGAAUGAGAGAACUUCCUCAAGAAAAAUAUUGUUCUUGGACCACAGAAAGAUGUCUUUCCAAAUAGCAAGGAACAAUUGGCCUUGCAAAUAUGACUGUUUGAGCUACUAUAUUAAUACACAAAUUAUAUGGUGUCUAACAUGUAAAUUCAACAUUUAUUUUAAGAAUGCUAUUCAUUGUGAAAAGACUUGUGUCAUUGUGUACUCAAAAGCCAACUGUUGCUGUAUAGUCUUCCAGGCACAUAAGGAACAAAGAAAAUUGCAUAAUAGAAGAAAAUUGGAAAAUUUUAUAAAAUUGUAUCUUUUAUCUGAAUCAUGAAAUAAAAAAAUGUGGUUUCAUAUUC